UUAUCGACUCCUCUGUAGCGGAGGCUUUGCGGCCUGUGAGCGGGCCGAGGAGACAGGCGGCGGUGUCGCCGGCGUUUUCUUUGGCGGGUGCCAGGGCUGGUGGGAGCAGCCGCCCGAGGAAAGCACCAUGAUUUCGGCCGCGCAAUUGUUGGAUGAGUUAAUGGGCCGGGACCGAAACCUCGCCCCGGACGAGAAGCGCAGCAACGUGCGGUGGGACCACGAGAGCGUAUUCCUGAAUUUUAGGUGAAAAAAUGUUUAUGACAGUUGAAGUAGAAGUCCCUGUCAUCAGAUACCAGACUGACUCUUGCCAAGAUGAUGAAUUUUAAAUGCCAGUAUUUAGGUCUGUAAAUAUUAUCUCUGUGGUUUUUGUCCUGCGGAAUUGUUCACAAACACUCGUUCUGAUCUUGAAGGAUACAGCCAGAUGUUUUUCCCCAGGCAGAAGAGAAGAGGAUUCUUUAGAGAAAGUGAACAGUUCCUGAGAAGUGAUCUACAGGACCAUGUGAAAAAAUACAUGAUGAAAAUCUACGAAAGCAGUAUGAGAAGAGUUCCCGAUUUAUGAAAGUUGGCUACGAGAGAGAUUUUCUGCGAUAUUUACAGAGUUUACUUGCAGAAGUAGAACGUAGAAUUAGACGAGGCCACGCUCGUUUGGCAUUAUCUCAAAACCAGCAGUCCUCUGGGGCAGCUGGCCCAACGGGAAAAAAUGAAGAAAAAAUUCAGGUUCUAACAGAUAAAAUUGAUGUACUCCUGCAGCAGAUUGAAGAAUUAGGAUCUGAAGGAAAAGUAGAAGAAGCCCAGGGAAUGAUGAAAUUAGUUGAACAGUUAAAAGAAGAGAGAGAGUUGCUUAGAUCUACAACCUCGACAAUUGAAAGUUUUGCUGCCCAAGAAAAACAAAUGGAAGUCUGUGAAGUGUGUGGAGCCUUUCUGAUAGUAGGAGAUGCCCAGUCCCGGGUAGAUGACCAUUUGAUGGGAAAACAGCACAUGGGCUAUGCCAAAAUUAAAGCUACUGUAGAAGAAUUAAAAGAAAGGUUAAGAAAAAGAACCGAAGAACCUGAUCGUGACGAGCGUUUAAAAAAGGAGAAGCAAGAACGAGAAGAAAGAGAAAAAGAGCGGGAGAGAGAAAGGGAAGAAAGAGAAAGGAAAAGACGAAGAGAAGAGGAAGAAAGAGAAAAAGAAAGGGCCCGAGACAGAGAGAGAAGAAAGAGAAGUCGUUCACGAAGUAGGCACUCAAGCCGAACUUCUGACCGAAGAUGCAGCAGGUCUCGGGACCACAAAAGAUCACGAAGUAGAGAAAGGCGGAGAAGCAGAAGUAGAGACCGACGAAGAAGCAGAAGCCAUGAUCGAUCAGAAAGAAAGCAUAGAUCUCGUAGUCGGGAUCGUAGAAGAUCAAAAAGCCGGGAUCGAAAAUCAUAUAAGCAUAGGAGCAAAAGUCGGGACAGAGAACAAGAUAGAAAAUCCAAGGAGAAAGAAGAUAAGAUUAUUGGACUGACUACUAGUCCUCUACGGGGCAACAAGACGACUCUUCCUCAUUGAAGCUACCUGUGCACCGGAGAAGCCCAUAAGGCACAAAGGGAGGACUUUCCCACAAG
Manis javanica (Malayan pangolin) is the source of this 1586-nucleotide messenger RNA. The record is from RefSeq and is a predicted model, not a curated record. NCBI's taxonomy places the organism in Eukaryota, Metazoa, Chordata, Mammalia, Pholidota, Manidae.